CGCGGCGAGUGUUGGACCGGGAUUACGAGAUAUGCGCAUGCGUUAGCAGGGAGCCACGGGGAUUCGCGCAUGAGCAGCAAGCAAUAUGCUGGGGAACCAGCGUCCUACGCGCACGCGCUUUGGGAGGAAGCGGUGCGGAACGCGCAGGCGCGAGGCGCGUGAGCCGGGAACAAUGGGAUACGCGCAGGCGCGAGGGCUGGGACCUAUGGGAUACGCGCAUGCGUGGUGACGGUCGGACGGAGCCGGAGGUGGGGAUCCGGGUUGCGUGAGCAGCGAAGUUGAACCGCUGCUGAGCAGCCAUGGAGAAGUUUGGCAUGAACUUUGGGGGCGGCCCUAGCAAAAAAGAUCUUUUGGAAACUAUUGAAUCUCAGAAGAAACAGCUUCUUCAGUACCAGACUCGCCUGAAGGAUGUUGUUAGAGCCUACAAGAGCUUGCUCAAGGAAAAGGAAGCCUUGGAAGCUAGCUUAAAAGUGUUGUCCGUGUCUCAUGAGACAGACGUUGGCCUGAGUGGAGCUCACCUUGAAGAUGUUGCCAGCUCCAAUGUUUCCUUUGCUGACUCUGCUGAUGACAGGAGUUCUGUUCAUAGCGAAGACAGCAUGGGGACAGCUACAAGUGUGGACACUGCUGCCAGCUUGACCAGUGCCAAGGGUGAACUGGGGAUAGAAGAUGAGAGAACUACAGCUGGGGCUUCCCUUAUGAAAUCGGAGGAGGCGAGUGGAUCAGAGAGUGGCGUCAGCACUGGCAGUGGGGAUGUGCCCGCCGCUGCUAAUGAGGCUGACAAAAGGGUGCUCCAGCUGAAGACUCAGCUGGCCACCUUGACCAGCUCCCUGGCUACAGUUACCCAAGAGAAAUCACGCAUGGAAGCCUCAUACCUAGCAGACAAGAAAAAAAUGAAGCAGGACCUGGAUGAGGCCAGCAAAAAGGCUGAGGAAGAGAGGAGCAAGUUGGAGGCAGAGAUGAAGUGUGUCCAAGAGCAGCUGGCAGAGACCAAAGCUCGUCUAAUCACACAGCAACAUGACCGGGCCCAGGAGCAGAGUGACCAUGCCGUUAUGCUGCGGGAGCUACAGAAGCUGCUGCAAAAUGAGAGGACCUUGCGCCAGGAUGUGGAGCUAAAGCUGGAGGAGACCAGGGAAGCACUGGCUGGAAGGGUGUACGUGGCUGACCGUGUGGAAGAGUCUGAACUGCAGACUAAGCAGCUGAGCAGGGUGGUGGAGGAGCUGAAGAGAGAACUGCAGGCUGUGCAGGAAGAAAACCGCAAGCCAGACCCCCGGCUGCAGGAGCUGCAGGAUGAGAUGUCCAGCCUCAAGAGUCACUUUCAAGCACAGCUGCUGCAAGAGAUGAGAAAGACUGCACAGGCAGAAGAGCAGCUCCGUCAGCAUGCCCAGAUGGAGGAGCGCCGAGUGGCCAGCUUGGAGAGCCAGGUCUCUGAGGUGUCAGAGCUGCUUGGCACUUACGAAAAAGCCAAACAAAAAGACCAAAUGACCAUUCAGAAACUAAAGGACCGCAUUGUGCAGUUAGACCUGGAAAACAAGACUCUGGCCAUCGCUGCUUCCAGCCGAUCCCCAAUGGACAUUCACAUUGAGGAAGCCAGCCUGGAUGUUAACGUUCUGAAAGACAAAAUGGAGAAGCUGAAGAAGCUGCUGCAGAUGGCAGCCAAGAAGAGUCAGCCCGCCCUGGACAUAGAGAAGCUCUGUGAGCUGGAGCUGCCAAAGGGCACUGAGGCUGGGGAUGGGGAGAAGGCUACUGCUCUGUAUUACCAGCAAGAGCUGAAGCAACUGAAGGAGGAAUUUGAAAGGUACAAGAUGAGAGCACAAGUGGUCCUCAAGAACAAGUCAGCCAAAGAUGGCAACCUGGCCAAAGAGCUAGAGGACACCCAGGAACAGCUGGCUGAGCUGAAGGAGAAAUACGUUGCACUUCGGCUCUCCUGUGAGGAGAUGGAAAAGCAACACAAGCAAGAAAUGGAAGCCAAGAAGCAAGAGGUGUCCCACCUUCAGCAGGUCCACAGACAGGACCUAGAGAAAUGCCAGCUGGAUUACAGGGAAAGGGCACUAAAGCUGGAGGAAGAGAUGCACAAGCAGCGGGACAGAGCUCUGGCUGUGCUGUCGGAAAAGGACCAAGAGCUGGAGCAGUUGAGGUCUCUAGCCAUACCUUACGGACUUCAAGGAUCCAAAAACUACCUAGCACCAGGGAGUGACAUUAGCGGUGAUGAUUUAAUGGGUGCAAUCUCUUCUGAGAACCUCACCCAGGCUCUGCAUCUUGCUGCCACCAAUGAGCCCACUUUCUUUCUAUAUGCAGAGCAGCUGGCCCGGAAAGAGGUAGACAUUGUAGCCUUAAGGAAGCAGAAGCACAAACUGGAGAAGGAAGUUCACCAGCUCCAGGAGAGACUUUUGGUUGAGGAAGAGAAGCAUAGGGAAGAGGUAUCCACCCUUCAAGACCAUAUCCAGAAGAACUUAAGGGAUAAGAGCAGAGAGGGAGCCAACCUGGAAUAUCUCAAGAACAUUGUCUAUCGGUUCUUGACCUUACCGGACUCACUGGGCCGUCAGCAAACUCUAACUGCCAUAUUGACUAUACUGCACUUCAGUCCAGAGGAGAAGCAGGUUAUUAUGAGACAUUCAGCUAACAGCAGUUGGUGGCUUUCUGGGAAGAGAUGAGAACCCGGGUCCUGCUCAUAACUACUUUACUUCUAUGGUGACAUGUUCCUGAUUUCUAACUGUAUGAGAAGAACUAACCAUCCUUCCCAGGACCUCUGCACUUAAUUGUGUCCAUCAUGUGUCAAGGGCACAGGAGCCUUCAGCAGAGUACUGAGCUUUUAAACUCGUGAAAUUAGCACUAGGCCAAAAAACAAAUUGUCAUCUCAGUAAUUCCACUAGGACCACAACUUUCUAUGCCACAAGAAUUCACUUGGGGUUAAGACUUCAUAGAAAGAGCUCCCCACUGAGGAGAUCAAUAUAUUUUUUUUUUAAUCAAAUGUUCCUUCCUUCCUUUUUUUUUUUUUUUAAACCUGUCAGGUAUAGAGUGGGGAGAACUUACUAAGUUAGUUCACUUGCUUGGGUCUUAAAACCCCAAAUGGGCUCAUGGCCUAAAAAUAAAAGGAAAAGCACUUAACCGA
Messenger RNA from Mauremys mutica (yellowpond turtle), 3109 nucleotides. It is a transcript of the gene GCC1, whose product is annotated as GRIP and coiled-coil domain containing 1. Gene Ontology annotation, cellular component: Golgi apparatus. Lineage: Eukaryota; Metazoa; Chordata; Testudines; Geoemydidae. The transcript has 3 exons. Bases 300 to 2651 code for a protein of 783 amino acids. The record is from RefSeq and is a predicted model, not a curated record.